CAUCAUAGCUAGUGCUAGCUAGUUUUUCUAGUUAGUCGGCGUUUUCCUUUAGUGGUCGUGUUCCGUGUGUUGGCACAACCAGCAUUGUAAAUUGUAGCUACCUAUGUUACUAAUUUACUAAUGGACUGUAGGUUACAACACACGAGACGUGUUGGUGAAUUACACCAAUAGUGUCGUUAUUUGAGGGACCUCUUCAUUUAGACAUGAUGGACAACGGAGAUUUCACCGUCCCAAAAUGGGAAGAGUUAGAUUGCAAGUGUCCUGACGAGUCAAACGAAGACCACAGCAGAUGCUCAACUCCUGCUUCUGCGGUUACUGAUGAUGGCAGCAUAAAGAGUGUUUCAGAGUCCAUACUAUUUAAACAACUUCAUUCUGAGAUAGAUGUUACCCAAUGCUUACUAUCAGGGACCAAUGGGCUGGAAGCCUACCUUCAUUCUAAAGUAAAGCCAAUGUUAGAGCAAAUACACGCAGCGGCAAACAAAGUGGUGGUCAACUGUAAGGAUGUAGGUGAUCUGAGGAAAGGCCCCCAGGACAGAAACAUCCUUCUGCACUGCCCCUCUCUACAAGAGCUUCUUUUAAAGUUGGGCUUUAGCAAGAACACGGAGGAAAUCCAAGACUACUUGAUCUCGUCUGACCGUGUGUGCUGGCUCUCUGAAAUUGAGGCCCUGAAAAUGGAGCUGAAAGACACCCAGUGUCGACACGAGGCUGUGGUGAAGGGCCUCCACCUCUCCCUGCGCUCCACGGAGCAGAAGAACAAGAACUCCCAGAUGGUGCUACAGAGAAGCCUCGGCCAGUCCCAGGAGAAGCUCCACUCCCUGGAGCAAAGCCUGAAGGAGUACGACGUGGAGGUGGCCUCCUUGCAGCACAAUCUGAUGGAGUCCAAUGACAAGUCCCAGAGCCUGCUGAAAUCUCUACGGGCUGCCAACAUCAGGAUCCAGUCCUCGCAGCAGGAUCAGGAAGAGUCUGAGAAGAGAGUCCAGAACCUGCAGCUCGAUCUCGUGGUCACCAAAGAGAACAACCAGGUCCUGCAGGAGAAAUUGGUUUUCUCAGAUGAAAACGUCAAGUCUCUCAGGCAGAACGUCAGCGAUUUAGAGAACGAGUUCCGGCACCGCCAGUGGGCCUCUGAGGAGAAGGUGAAAUCCUUGCAGCAGGCCCUGAGCUCCUCCGAGCAAGAGGCUGCGUCACUCCAGCAAAGCCUGAAGACAUCAGAGGAGAAGGUAGUGUCCCUUCAAAACAACCACUGGGCAUCGGAGGAGAAACUCCAAUCCGUGCAGGAGAACCUCAGCUCCUCCGAGGGGAGAGCCAGGUUCCUGCAGAACUCCCUCAGGACCACCGAGGAGAAGUCCAAGCUCCUGAACGAGUCCCUCGGGGCCUCGGAGGAGAAGGCCCAGGCAUUGCAGGAGUCCCUGGCCGUCAGAGAGCAGCAGCUGAGCGUGGCCAUGGCCCAGAGGCAGUCCCUGGAGAAGUGCAAAGGCCAGCAAGAAGACAGAAUCCAGAGCCUAGUGCAGUCUCUCGCAGCUGUGGAUAAGCAUCACAGUACCACAGUGCUGGAGAUGGAGAAGUCUGUGAUGAGCUCCAGGGAGAAGGUGGAGAUUCUCCAGGGCGCCCUGGACAGGGCUGACUCUAUGCACCAGAGGGAGGUGGGGCAGCUUCAACAGAUACUAAACAGGACUGUCCAGAAAAAAGACGCCAUCGAACAAGAGCUCCGUGGUAAUGUGUCUAUCUUGAGCAGUAAGUUACUAGAAGAAGAGACCAAGGCAAGCAAAGAGAUUGAGAGAUCUUUCAAAUAUGAGAGAGAACUGCAGGACACUAUCAUGGACCUCAGGCAGAAGCUUAAGGCGCAAACGGACGGGAGAGAGUUUGCUCAGGAGAGCCUCAAGUCGCGUCAGAAGGAACUGGCAGAGCUGCAGCGCCUCCUAGAGGUGGACCUGCUGAGGUGCAGAAGCUCCUGCCAGCAGGCCAAGGAACAGAAGAGCCCGACGAACAUCCGCCAGAGCAACUUGAAGGUGGACUUGAUGAACCUGAAGUCCGGCCUGUACUCAGUCCUGGAGAAGGAGAGCGUGAAAGAUGAGCAGAGGAGGCAGGACUGGGUGAAGGUCCUGGACAAGAGCAAGGAAUGGGAGCAGAGGGCAGAGAAACUGGUGGACAGUCUAGAUUGUCACCAGCUGUUGAAGGAGGGAGGGAAGGAGAGGGACCAGCAUCGAGGCGGAGGAUCGCCCUACUUUGCUGCUUCCCUGCCCCAGAGGAAUCGCUCCUCAAGACCUUCCUCUCCUUACACUUAUGGUCAUAAAUCUGUCGAGGAGAAGCAGUUUGAUUCCGGCUCCCAGUGGGGUGUUAGAGAUUCUGGAUGCGUUCGUCAUUUACAGACUGUCCAAAAAAGAUUGAAGCACCUGCAGUCAGUGGAUUUCCAGAGGAGUAUCAAGGGUUUGCUCAGGAUGUCAUAACCAUCAAGACGAAUCCAAGAUUUGUUCAGUCUUGUGACUGGGGUCAUUUAACUUGAAAUAAACUGUUGGUUCAAAAAACAACACAA
Messenger RNA from Osmerus eperlanus (European smelt), 2530 nucleotides. RefSeq lists its product as uncharacterized. The record is from RefSeq and is a predicted model, not a curated record. NCBI's taxonomy places the organism in Eukaryota, Metazoa, Chordata, Actinopteri, Osmeriformes, Osmeridae. Bases 204 to 2444 code for a protein of 746 amino acids. The transcript has 10 exons.